Molecule: messenger RNA, 684 nt
Organism: Indicator indicator
Lineage: Eukaryota; Metazoa; Chordata; Aves; Piciformes; Indicatoridae
Gene: SINHCAF
Product: SIN3-HDAC complex associated factor
Exons: 5
Coding region: 16-684 (222 amino acids)
Biological process (GO): negative regulation of cell migration
Source: RefSeq, a predicted model, not a curated record
AGCUGGGAGGAAAAGAUGUUUGGCUUUCACAAACCGAAGAUGUAUCGGAGUAUAGAAGGCUGCUGUAUUUGCAGAGCUAAGUCUUCCAGUUCUCGUUUCACUGACAGCAAACGUUAUGAAAAGGAUUUCCAGAACUGUUUUGGACUCCAUGAGGCCCGCUCAGGAGAUAUUUGCAAUGCCUGUGUCCUUUUGGUGAAAAGAUGGAAAAAAUUGCCAGCAGGAUCCAAAAAAAACUGGAAUCAUGUAGUAGAUGCCAGGGCUGGACCCAGUCUCAAGACAACAUUGAAACCAAAGAAAAUGAAAACUCUGUCUGGAAGCAGAAUAAAGAGCAACCAAAUCAGCAAACUGCAAAAGGAAUUCAAACGGCACAAUUCUGAUGCCCACAGCACCACUUCAAGUGCCUCCCCAGCUCAGUCUCCCUGUUACAGUAACCAGUCUGACGAUGGUUCUGACACAGAGCUGAGUGCUGGGUCCAGCAGAACACCAGUUUUCUCCUUUUUAGAUCUCACAUAUUGGAAAAGGCAAAAAGUCUGCUGUGGAAUUAUUUACAAAGGGCGUUUUGGGGAAGUCCUCAUAGACACUCAUCUCUUCAAACCAUGCUGUAGCAAUAAAAAGUCUGCCACUGAAAAGCCAGAACAAGAAGGACCACAAUCCCCAGCAAUCUCCACCCAAGAGGAGUGGUGA